Triticum aestivum (bread wheat) is the source of this 1125-nucleotide messenger RNA. RefSeq names its product BTB/POZ domain-containing protein POB1-like. The coding region runs from base 1 to 1089 and encodes 362 amino acids. Gene Ontology annotation, cellular component: nucleus. The transcript has 5 exons. The record is from RefSeq and is a predicted model, not a curated record. Gene Ontology annotation, molecular function: protein binding. Gene Ontology annotation, biological process: response to red light. NCBI's taxonomy places the organism in Eukaryota, Viridiplantae, Streptophyta, Magnoliopsida, Poales, Poaceae.
AUGGCCGAAGAUAAUGAUGAAGAAGGUAUUGACUCUUCUUGUGUUGUGAUGGGUACGCCAGCGUUACGAGUCAAGACCAUACAUGUCAGUUCGGUGAUCCUCGCCGCAAGAAGUUCUUUCUUUUUUAAGCUUUUCUCAAAUGGCGCGAAAAAAUCUGGUCAAAGACAGUCAAAAAUUAGAAUUGCUGAUUCAGAGGAAAAUGCCUUUAUGGAGCUUUUACGCUUUAUGUACAAUGGAAAGUUGAGACCAACAACCGAGUCCAGUCUUCUGGUUGAUAUCUUGAUGGCUGCUGACAAAUUUGAUGUCGUUUCAUGCAUCAAGCUUUGCACUCAGCGGCUCAUAGGCCAGCCUAUGACCCUUGAAUGUGCAGUGAGGUGCCUAGAUCUCCCAUGUUCCAUUUCAAUGGCAGCUGACCUAUCAGAGGCAGCCAAGAAAUUCCUUUCUGAAAGAUACGAGAAAUUCCUGUUAACAAAGUUCCAAGAUGAAUUGAUGACGAUUCCUCUCACUGGGAUUGUAGCCAUCUUAUCAAGGAAUCACCCUGGGGUUGCAUCUGAAGAAUCCGUCUAUGACUUCGUGCUCAGGUGGGCCCAUUUGCAGUACCCAAAUUCAGAAGAAAGACACAAGAUUUUGAGCUCAAGUUUACUUCCACUGGUGACACUAGGGCGUAUCAUGACCAUUGCCAUCCUAACUGACCAGUCAUCUUGCGUAAUUAACUUUAGUAUAAAGCAUGAGCACUGCCGCGGGCUCUUCCCAUCAAGAUCGAUACGCUCGCCACCAUUCUAUUGUGCAGGGCAUGGUUUCUUCCUCUCGGCGCUCGCUAAAACUGAGCCAUUCAACUUUUUUGGUCUCUUAAUAAAGAAGCUAGAAGGCAAUGGCCCACUAAGGGGGGCAAUAGAUUAUGAGAUGGAGGUAACGGCAAGGCGGUCGUCGGAGUUUGACUCCAUAUCGAGGCGCACCACCACCACCGACAUUAGACAAGCUUUUGGAUGCAGGAUUCCUUGGUCGGAGAUCAGUGCUGAUGAUAGCCCCUUCUUUGUCGACGACAAUCUCCAUCUGCGAGUUCGCAUCAAGAUUACGCCGCAGCCAUAGUGAUGCAUGCAUUUGCUCUGCUCUCUUUUGGUGACC